AUGUACCCUUGGCAAGUCACCCGCGCCCAAUAGACAAACAACCGCUUCAUUUUAUUUGCCCUAAUCCUUCUCUUUUACCUCCAUAGCACUGAAAACCCCCAAAACUCAGAGAAAACCUCUGCAGCUUUUGUCAAAAACGCCUCUAGAAACUCUUCGUCGACGCCUCGAUUUCGUCUUUCCGUCAGUCCACCAGGUUUUAAACUAUGGGCGAUAGUGAAACUGCGGUAGCUCAAACCUCGUCAGUCACUGACUAUAAAUCUGCUGGUUAUUCAUCAAAAGUUCCUGAUGAUGCUGGCACCCAUACUUCUUCUGAUGCCGGAAAUGCUGGGGAUUUGGCCACUCCAUGUCCAAAUGGCGCUGGGGAGUUAGCAUCUUCUAAUGUAGAAGCUGGAAACCUAUAUACCACUGAUGCAGUGUCUACCCAGCAAGAAAGUGCUACUGCUAUGACAUAUGAGGCCAGCCAGGAUCUUGCAGCUCUAGAAGAUGCAGCUGCAGGUUCAUCCCAAGCUGCUGUUUAUGACUCUUCUGCAAAUGGCAACAACAAUACUGAAGCAAGAGACAUUGCUGAAAAUGGGAUUGCAUCAGAUGUUCAUGGAAAUUCCAAUAUGCAUCAGCCAGAAGACGGCUUAGCUUUAUCUCCUGAAGAGGAAAGAUUAUGGAGCAUAGUAAGGACAAAUUCUUUGGACUUUAAUGCCUGGACUUCCCUUAUUGAGGAGACGGAGAAGAUGUCAGAGGGCAACAUUUUGAAGAUUCGGAAGGUUUAUGAUGCAUUCUUGGCAGAAUUUCCUCUAUGUUACGGUUAUUGGAAGAAAUAUGCAGAUCAUGAGACACGUCUUGGCUCUGUUGACAAAGUUGUGGAGGUCUAUGAACGAGCUGUUCAAGGCGUGACAUAUUCGGUAGAUAUGUGGUUGCACUAUUGUGUUUUUGCUAUAAGCACUUAUGGAGAUCCUGACACCAUUAGAAGGUUAUUUGAAAGAGGAUUAGUGUAUGUUGGAACAGACUACCUGUCUUUUCCACUUUGGGAUAAGUACCUGGAGUACGAGUACACGCAGCAGGCUUGGUCAAAUGUUGCUGCCAUAUACACACAGAUAUUGCAGAAUCCAAAUCAGCAGCUCGAUCGCUAUUUUGAAGGUUUUAAGGAGCUGGUGGCUAGUAGGCCUCUAUCAGAGCUACGAACUCCUGAAGAAGCUGCAGCUGCAGCAGAAGCUGGCAGUGAACAGAUUGAGGGAGAGGUUAAUUCUAGUUCCGAGCCUUCUAAACCUGUAAGUGCAAGCUUAAAAGAUGCCGAGGAGUUGGAGAAGUAUAUCGCCAUUAGAGAAGAGAUGUAUAAGAAAGCUAAAGAGUUCGAUUCUAAGAUCAUUGGUUUUGAAACAGCUAUAAGGAGGCCAUACUUUCACGUGCGGCCUCUUAAUGUUGCAGAGCUUGAAAAUUGGAACAAUUAUCUUGACUUCAUAGAAGGAGGAGAUGACUUCAAUAAGGUGGUCAAGCUGUAUGAGAGAUGUCUGAUUGCUUGUGCCAAUUAUCCUGAAUUUUGGAUUCGGUAUGUUUCGUGUAUGGAAACAAGUGGAAGUUUGGAUCUUGCCGAUAAUGCCCUUGCUCGUGCCACUCAAGUCUUUGUCAAGAGACAACCAGAGAUUCACCUUUUUGCUGCUCGAUUGCGGGAGCAACGUGGUGAUAUACCUGGUGCUCAGGCUGCGUAUCAACUUGUGCAUGCUGAAAUAUCACCUGGACUUGUAGAAGCAAUAAUCAAGCAUGCGAACAUGGAACGUCGACUUGGGAACCUUGAGGAUGCCUGUUCCGUAUAUGAACAAGCUAUCGCCAUUGAAAAAGGAAAGGAGCACUCGCUGAGUCUGCCAUUAUUGCUUGCACAGUACUCUCGGUUUUUGUACUUGGUUUCUGGGAAGGUGGAAAAAGCUCGGGAAAUUCUUGAUCAAGCAGUUGAGAAUGUCCAGUUGUCAAAACCACUUCUGGAGGCACUGAUCCAUUUAGAAUCCAUUCAGUCGCUACCAAAGAGAAUAGAUUUGUUGGAUUCAUUGGUUGAUAAGUUCAUAGUUCCAUCUCCCGAGAACCCUAGCGUUGCAAGUGUUGAUGAAAGAGAGGAAUUAUCAAGCAUUUUCUUGGAGUUUCUAGAUCUUUUCGGAGAUGCAGCAUCAAUUAAGAAGGCUGAUGAUCGGCACGCUAAGCUUUUUUUACGCCAUAGAACCUCUUCAGAUUCAAAGAAACGUCAGGCUGACGAUUAUUUAGUUUCUGAGAAGACAAAGCUGGCAAAGUCUGCAGUUGCAGCAUCUAACCCCUCAGUGGCUGGUGCAUUUCCUGGAGCGCAAAAUCAAUGGCCUGCAGGUUAUGGUGUACAAGGUCAAACCUGGCCACAGGCUGCGCAAGCCCAACCGCAGCAGUGGAAUCCUGGUUAUGCGCAACAGGCAGCAUAUGGUGCUUACAGCAGUUACGGCGCCAGCUAUGCACCUCCUCAAGCGCCUGCACCAGUGCCCUCGAGUGCCGGUUAUGGUGCUUAUCCUUCAACAUACCCGGCGCAGGCCUUCCCUCAGCAGAAUUAUGCACAGCCAGCCGCCGCUCCCACUUUGCCUCCAGCACCACAAGCUACAACUGUUCCUCCUACAGCUUAUUAUGGCAGUUAUUAUUGAGAUGGCAAAAACUUCCACAUCAAUUUUUUGCUGGAUAUAGUUUGUAUCUUCCCAUCAACGGCCAGAAUACAUUGCAAUGCCCUGAGUUCUUCCGCAUGGUUGUAUUUUGAGUGAAUGAGCUGCAGGAUAGGAAAUUGAGCAAUCUAGUGAUGUCUCACCUUAGGCUGAUGGGCAAUGCUGGAAAUCCAUUGUUUAUCUUCUGUUGGCUUUUUUCUAGUUAAUGUACCAUACUUUUUUGUUGACAUGCUAGUUGCAGGAAAAUAUGUUGCAAAAUGUUAUGUUUUCCCUAUCCCAUCUCCACUGUCUUUGUAGUAUGAUUUCUGUAUUUGCAGAGUGCAAGGUUUUUCUGCUA
Molecule: messenger RNA, 2994 nt
Organism: Nicotiana tabacum (common tobacco)
Lineage: Eukaryota; Viridiplantae; Streptophyta; Magnoliopsida; Solanales; Solanaceae
Product: pre-mRNA-processing factor 39-1
Biological process (GO): RNA processing; mRNA 5'-splice site recognition
Cellular component (GO): commitment complex; U2-type prespliceosome; U1 snRNP
Molecular function (GO): protein binding; pre-mRNA 5'-splice site binding
Source: RefSeq, a predicted model, not a curated record